This is a messenger RNA of Leishmania mexicana MHOM/GT/2001/U1103, 756 nucleotides long. RefSeq lists its product as hypothetical. The transcript has a single exon. Bases 1 to 756 code for a protein of 251 amino acids. Gene Ontology annotation, cellular component: ribosome; mitochondrial large ribosomal subunit. Gene Ontology annotation, biological process: mitochondrial translation. NCBI's taxonomy places the organism in Eukaryota, Euglenozoa, Kinetoplastea, Trypanosomatida, Trypanosomatidae. Gene Ontology annotation, molecular function: structural constituent of ribosome. The record is from RefSeq and is a predicted model, not a curated record.
AUGAAGCGUCUCAGCAGCCACCACGCCAUUGUCUGCGGCGCCGCGAGCGCCGCCGCUAGCACGCGAUCUUGCGACGUUGUAGGCGGCGGCAGCUCCUGCACGGCGACCUCGUCGCUCUUCGCGGCGAAGCGAGGCCGAUUUUACCGCCCGCUGGUGAACCAGGGUAUCAACCUGUGGCGCUCCCGCAUGGGUCGUCACCACAAAGGGUGGACGACCUGGGAGUACAACCGCGACGUCGUACCCGACCCACGGCCGUUCCCGGAGCCGGCGGUGAACAACUACUUCGGUCGCUCGCGCAUCUGGAACCCGAUUGCAGGCAAGAUCGGCCUUGUCAACCGAAAGGCAGAGGAGUGGGGGUGGCCACAUCAACGGCCACCGCCGACGGGCCUGCGGCGGUCGCCUGAGUACUUCCCCUUCUUCUUCAGCCGGUACUUCCCGGACGUCGAAGUGCGGCUGGUGCUGGACAGCGUCCUGAACAACGAGACGACGCGACCUAUCUUUCACAUCCCACAGGACAUGUCGAAGCAGGAGCUGGUGAACUACCUCAAGAACAUCUAUAACAUCGACAACGUCGUCCGCAUCAGCGUGCGCAAUAUGCGCGGGCGACGCUUCAAGAACGAGGUGGGCGAGAUCAAGAGCUUGCCGGACUACAAGGUCGCGGUUGUCGAGCUCGACUCGCCGGUGUCCAUUGUGUUCAAGCAGAUCAAGGGUACCGAGGAUACCCCUGACAACAAGCCGGUAGCGCAAAUCGCGUAA